GAUUGUUCACGCUGCUGUCCUGAAUUGCUGGCGCAGCGGGUCUGCAGCUGAAAAUAUCUCGACUUGCCCGUUGACUGAUGCAAUGCCCUUUCCUGACCACUGGGUGGCAAUGUAUCCACAGUCUAAUAUGAAACAGGAAGACGGACUUACUUCCGAACCAUCUUCUGACUGCUUCACUUCCUGAAAGAACAAUGAACACGGUACUAUCGAGAGCGAACUCGCUCUUCGCCUUCUCUCUCAGCGUGAUGGCAGCUCUAACAUUCGGAUGCUUUAUUACUACUGCGUUUAAAGACAGAAGCGUAGCGGUGGAUAUACACGUAUCCAAAGUCAUGCUUAAAAACGUGGACGACUUCACAGGACCAAGAGAGAGGAGUGAUUUGGGCUUUGUGACGUUUGACUUAACUGCUGAUCUUCAACCAAUAUUUGACUGGAAUGUGAAGCAGCUCUUUCUUUAUUUGUCUGCUGAGUAUUCAACCAGAUCCAAUGCACUAAACCAGGUGGUGCUGUGGGACAAGAUUGUCUUGAGAGGUGAAAAUACCAAACUAAUCCUGAGGGAUAUUAAAUCCAAGUACUUUUUCUUUGAUGAUGGCAAUGGUUUAAGGGCAAAUAAGAACAUCACUCUCACUCUCUCCUGGAAUGUGGUGCCAAAUGCUGGAAUCUUGCCAUUGGUCAUGGGAUCUGGACACAAGUCACUUGCCUUCCCUGAAACAUAUGAAACUGCAAAGAGCUACUGAACUGUCCAAGCCCAUCCCGAACCUUAUUUGCUUAUGUUGUGCUCUGUACGGGUUUUAAUAAAAAAUAUGUUUAAAGGAGUGACUUCUUUCAACUGUUGCUUUUGGGGUUAAAUCAAAUAAUUGCAGCAAACUGAUAUAAGAUGGUAAGUCAUAUGCCAUUAUCUCAGUGCUAAUUUGUAAACCGAAAGCCUCAGGUUGUUCUCAUUUCUCACUGUGGACAAGAAUUUGCUUAAUGAUAAUAAUCUGCUUUGAAUUGAAUGGAGUCUCCCACAAUUAUAAUAUUAAAUGUAAGGAUUAUACUGUACAUUCAAAGUAAUGUUUUUCAUUAUGCAGAACAGCCUGUCUUGAAGGGAUAGUUCACCCAAAACUAAAAUUCUCUCACCAUUUUCUCACCCCUAUGCCAUCUAAGAUGUGUAUUCUUCUGCUUAACACAAAUUAAGAUUUUUAGAAAAUGUUUAGAAGAAUAGCUUGGCUCUGUAGGUCCUCACAAUGCAAGUGAAUGGUGAUCAGGCCUUUGAAGCUCCAAAAAGCAGAUAAAGUCAGCUUAAACAUAAUUCAUCAGACUCCAGUGGUUUAAUCAAUGUCUUCUGAAGCAUGAUGUUUUGGGUGAGAACAAACCAAAAUAUAACACUUUUUUUCCUUUUUAUGUUGACUUUGUAUCCUUUUUGAUACUUCAAAUGCCUGAUCACCAUUCACUUGCAUUGUGAGGACCUACAGAGAUAAGAUAUUCUUCUAAACAUCUUAAUUUGUGUUUAACAAGAGAAUACACAUCUUGGAUGGCAUGAGGGUGAGUAAAUGAUGAGAGAAUUGUAGUUUUUCAGUUAACUAUCCAUUUAUCUGCAAGCAGCAAUUUAAUCGUUGUGAGCGUGCAUGCAUUAACCAAAAGGAAGCACAAUAAUGUAUCCAGGGUUACUUAUGCCUCCUGGAGAGCCACAUCCUGCUGUAUAGUUUAAAAUCUAAUCAAACACACAAAAAAUAAAUAGGUAUUCAAAAUCUUUAGGUUUAUUUGAAUAUCACCACCAGGUGUGUUGGAGUGUGGCUGGUAUUAAACUGGAAAGAUUCUCUGAAGGAGUAGGCAGGUUAUCACAUAUUUAGAUCAGUGCAAUAUUCGUUGCUGGACUAUUAGUUAACUAAAAUUGUAUUUGUAAUGCAAGCAAUGGCCUUUUCAUUGGAACAGUAAUGGAAUUACUACAAAUUACUGUAGAUCCAUACAUUGCUUCAUUCUAGGAAUUAUUUUGAAUAAUAGCAAGUCCCAUGAUUCAGUCACCAGAUGGCAGCACUUAACUGCAUUAAAAACGUCACUAUGCCAGUUUCAGUAUUUUUCAAUUGGAUAAACGCUAUGAUUAAAUCAUAACACCAAGGCUUGAUUGAUUUGCUCAUGUGGAUGUGCCAUAAACUGCUGAAAUAAAUUUCUCAAUGCAGUACAUAGUAUAUGUCU
This is a messenger RNA of Xyrauchen texanus (razorback sucker), 2172 nucleotides long. RefSeq names its product signal peptidase complex subunit 3 (gene spcs3). Lineage: Eukaryota; Metazoa; Chordata; Actinopteri; Cypriniformes; Catostomidae. Gene Ontology annotation, biological process: protein targeting to ER. Gene Ontology annotation, cellular component: membrane; signal peptidase complex. The coding region runs from base 192 to 734 and encodes 180 amino acids. The transcript has 6 exons. The record is from RefSeq and is a predicted model, not a curated record.